AUGCGUGGAGUUGAUGCUGCUGGUGUUGCGGCCUGCCGCUGUACGAAGAAGAAAGGCUCACGCCUAUGCACGGCCCCGACACAACGCUGCUCAGGCGCUUCCGAAUGCCAAGUCUCGUUGCACCAACUCCUAGUCUCUACUGACACUGCAACUACUGCUUCUGUUUCUGCUGUUCAACACUGCACAAAAAUGGCGGAUAGAGACCGCUCCUCGGGUGCACCGCUGCGGCAGGCGAUGCAAGGCCAAGGUGCUUCAGCACACCCAUUGCCUCCCGCUGCACGCAGAGCGGCACAAGGAGCAAACACACCACAAGCGACAGAGACAGCUGGUCGACGGGGAGAAGAGCGCUACUUCGAAGCGGCUACUGCGCAUGCCAACGCACGCGUAGAACCGCCAUUAGCGUCUUGCACCUUGUUGAUUGGGCGUCGCUAUGUCCUCGUUGUAGGGAGCACGGACAGGCUCGUGAGGAGCCCUGAGGAUCCACUCGAUGAAAUGCACGAUUCAAUCCUAGAAAGAGACGGGAAGGGCUGGAAGCGGCUGCACUCCUUGCUGCUUAUACACAAGCAACCAGCACUGUACCAGCGACAGCACUUACAACAGCAGUGCACCCGCCGCUUGCAGCAGCAGCAUCUGCACCAAUAUUGCUUUAGCCGUCCACCGACGUGGGAGCGCAUCGGAGAGAAACUGAUGUCUACACCGGAAGCGGAUCGCUGUCUUAGACAAACGCUGCAGUGGCUACAGGAAGAGCCCGAGCAACGGUUACGUGCUGCCGGCCUUAUCGGAUUUUUACAACUCCUAUGCGGCUUCCACCUCGUCGUAGGCAUUGGCGCGAGACCGGCUGCACGAUUACUCCUUCAUCAUACGGUCUGGUCCCUGGAAGACAUAACGCUGCUGCCCCUUUUCUUUGUUGUCGACACAGCGCAGGAAGCCGCCCCGUAUUGCUGCUCUCUCCCUCCUACUCUGAGCUUGUUGCAUCACUUGUGCCACGCAUCAGGCGAGCACGAGCCGCGGCAUCGAGCGCAAGACCGUGUGUAUGAGCAACAGGUGCAGGCUCUGUCCGCAGCCCUCGCAGACGUUUCCUUCCCGUCAGGUGCAGCAGCAGCGGCAGCAGCAGCAGAGGACGCUAAAUACAGAGCGGCAGUGCUGGCCUAUCGAGCAGAUCGAUGGUUUUACUUCUGCCGAACCCUGUGCAUCAACCUGUCCUUGCAGCAGCUCGCUGCCAGAAGGGCAGCCGCGCGUGCGGCUGCUGCUGCACAGACUGCUGCGGCAGGGGCCCAGGCACCAGACAGCUCAGCGGCGGCAGCGGCGGCCACUGUUGUAGAAUUCCAUGGGCAGUUUUUGAGCUGCGAGCUGCAGCCAGACGGAUGCAGCUGCAGACGGCGCCAGUCGCACCAAGCGCAGCAAGAGCAGCCGCACGGCAGCAGCCGCUGGAGGUGGACGCCUCUGCAUCGUGAAGAGUGCCGUUUUUUGUGGAAUCGUGAGUUGUUGUCGUUGCUCUUUCAGCAGCACGCCGAGGAGUUGAUAUCUGAGGGUUUUUUUCUGCUCAUACUGCACGGCUCAGUGCAGCAACAAGUGCUGCCUACGCAGGGAGUCCAUUUGCAGCUUCUUACGAUUUGUAGGCGGUCAGCUGCGUUCGCCGGCCCCAGGUACCGUAAGAGGGGUCUCAACGAUGCAGGGGAUGCGGCAAACGAAGUCGAGGUCGAGUUCGCAUGCCAGGCGACUAUGCCCUCCCGCGCAGCCACGUUGACGGCAGCACAAGCUGUAGCACUUGCGCCGGAAGAAACAGCAGCUCUUCCUGACGGACUGUGGAGGCAGGUGCUGCUGCACGGCGGGGGUGGCUUCGAGUGUGCCAUUGCCUCCCACACGGACGUGAAUUGGAGUGCCAUUCGGAGGCACAUGGCGAGUUUGCUGCAGCGAUACGGCUCCCCGCUGCUCCUCGUGAACCUGCUGCGCAGCAGUCCGCGGAAAAGCGUUGCUGCAGCCGCUUCCCAGACUUCGCCGCGGGCCGGCGCUGCAAGUGCGUCGCUCAGGGGGGCAGAACACCCGCAGGUGCAGCAGUGGCAGACUCAGCAGCAGCCGGGAGGGCGUGCAGCCGGAGCAGCAGCAGCUGCUGCAGAAAGCUCCCCUGCCGUCCCAGUAGCCUCCUUAGAUGACUGGUACAGCGAAGAAGCUGCGGCAACAGCAACAAUUGCGGAGCAGGAGGCGCAUCUGGGGGAAGAGUAUCGCAGGGCUGUCGACGUUCUCAAUGCAGAGCUGCCUCCCUCAGUGCAGCUGCGGUUUGCUGCUGUAGACGUGGAGGCUGCGAGACGCGUGAAUCCAAGGGGGGCCUCGAAACGCGUGGAGGCACUAGCGGCGGAGACGCUCAACGACUUGCAGUUCUUUGCCUCCAACGAGUCCGCCUCGCAGCUUCCUGUGGAGCCUGCGCCCAAGGCAGCUGCAGCGUGGUGUGUGCCGCUUAAAUUGCCUUGA
Molecule: messenger RNA, 2469 nt
Organism: Cyclospora cayetanensis
Lineage: Eukaryota; Apicomplexa; Conoidasida; Eucoccidiorida; Eimeriidae
Exons: 8
Coding region: 1-2469 (822 amino acids)
Biological process (GO): phosphatidylinositol dephosphorylation
Cellular component (GO): intracellular membrane-bounded organelle
Molecular function (GO): phosphatidylinositol-3,5-bisphosphate 5-phosphatase activity
Source: RefSeq, a predicted model, not a curated record